AUGGGGACGGAGAAGAAGGUGAAGGUGUUCGGGCUGGCGAGAUCCACCUGCGUGGCGCGGGUGCUGGUGUGCCUGGAGGAGGUCGGCGCCGAGUACGAGCUGGUGCACGUCCACCUCCCCGCCGGCGACCACAAGGGCCCCGCGCAUCUCGCCCGCACCCCCUUUGGCCAGGUCCCGGCUUUCCAGGACGGCGAUCUCAUCCUUUUCGAGUCGCGCGCGAUUUCGAGGUACGUGCUCCGCAAAGGCGCAUCCGAUCUAUUCCGAGAAAACAGCCUCGCCGAGUCGGCGGCGGUGGACGCAUGGCUCGAAGCUGAGUCCCACAACUUCGACAGGGCCAUGUCGGCGAUCACCUUCCAGUGCUUCGUCAUGCCCAUGUUCAUGGGCGGGACGACCAACCAGAGGGUCGUCGAGGAGAACCUGGAGAAGCUGAAGGUGGCCCUCGGAGUCUACGAGGAGCGUCUGUCCAAAUCCCGGUUCAAAUACUUGGCCGGAGAUUUCAUCAGCCUGGCGGACCUCAGCCAUUGCCCCAUGGCUCACUACCUGCUGGCCAGCCCCUGCGCGUCGGUUCUCGAUGCGUAUCCACGUGUGAAGGCUUGGAUUGAUGGGAUGAUGGAUCGACCGAGCGUGAAGAAGGUCAUGGAGCUUAUGGAUGCGUCGUGA
This is a messenger RNA of Triticum turgidum subsp. durum (durum wheat), 660 nucleotides long. NCBI's taxonomy places the organism in Eukaryota, Viridiplantae, Streptophyta, Magnoliopsida, Poales, Poaceae. The record is from the annotation of a GenBank genome assembly.